AUGAAUAACCCCAAUCAGGUCGUGCCCUCGGGCCAGCACUACUCUGGCCGCAAUCGCGUGCCCAACAUUCAGGAAUUCAUGGCCCAGCUCGACCGCGAGAAGAAAGAGCGGGACGCUCAGAUUGAUGCCCGCCUCCAAAGCAACGACAAGGAUGGUGAAGUCACAGAACAUCAGAACCGCGACGAGAAAGCCGAGCGCAAGGAUGCUCGCUGGGUGCGUGAUCCCGUCACCGGCAAAGAUGUCCAGAUUCGCGACGCCAAGCUAGAUUACAAAAAGGCUGCCGAGGACCCUCAGAUGUCUAUCCCAAACGAAAAUCUCGGCAAGGAUACCACGGUGCCCAAGCCCGAUGGCAUGUCUGGCGAGGAGUACCGUGAGGCCAUGGAUAUUUCUGCACCACCCGACCCAGUGCAAGAGGGGGCCACCUCCGACGUGCCCAUUCGGAGCGAAAAGACGUCGGUCCUAUUCUACAACACCCCGUCCGUCAGCUACGAGCCCAUGUUUGAGAGCCUCGAGAACAAGGCCAACGGACUCUGCCUCGGCAUCUUUCUAGCCAUCGUCUUUGUCGGCAAGCUUUUCGGCGGCAGGCUACUUGGCUUGAUCCCUCUGGGUUUCUGCAUUGCCUCUGGAGUCUUCCUCUGGUGCAAGGAGCUCAUUCGCCAGGGCCGCGAUACUGAGUGGUCUAGCGAGCAGGCUCGUGGCGAGACCGCUACGGUCAACCUGAUUCCGGAAUCAGUGGAAUGGCUGAACACGGCCAUUGGCAUUAUCUGGGGCCUCAUUAAUCCCGAGGUUUUUGCUGCUGUUGGCGACACCCUCGAAGAUGUCAUGGCCGCCUCCGUCCCCGGCAUCAUUGAAAAUGUUCGCGUCGCCGACAUUCACCAGGGCAGCAAUCCUAUUCGCAUUCUGAAUAUGCGCGCUCUUCCCGACUCCCAUGUCCAGGAUAUCAAGGAAGACACCCGAAAGCAAAACGAAAAGACCAUGGACCCUAAUGAAAGGGCUGCCCUGGAGCAAGCUGGCGAGUUUUACAACAUGGAGGUGUCUUUUGCCUACCAUGCAAAGCCCUCUGGACAGGAUGUCGCCUCCAAGGCUCGCAACAUGGGCAUGCAGCUCGUCUUCUAUCUCGGUAUCCGUGGUCUUUUUGGUGUUCCCCUCCCCGUCUGGGUUGAGCUGCAAGGUCUGGUGGCCACUGCUCGCCUGCGACUGCAGCUCACACCCGACCCGCCCUUCCUCAAGACCAUGACAGUCACUUUGAUGGGAGUACCCAACGUCCAAGCCGGCUGCACUCCGAUGAUCCAGAGAGGCGUUAACAUUCUCAACCUGCCUCUCAUCUCCAAAUUUGUCAACUGGGCCAUCUCGGCGGCGGCAUCCAUGUAUGUCGCGCCAAAGAGCUUGACACUUGAUGUCAGCAGCCUGCUCACGGGUGAUGAUAUCAAGAAAGAUAGCAUCGCCAUGGGCGUCUUGUACCUUCGCAUCAACAAGGCAGUUGACCUCAGCAAGCAAGAUCAGCGCGGCAGCAAAGGCGGUGGCUCUGAUCCUUACAUUACCAUCAGUUGGAGCAAAUUUUCCAAGCCUCAAUUCUGCACGCGCGUGAUUCAGGAUGACCUGAACCCCUUAUUUGGGGAAAGCUGUGGUCUUCUGGUUACACCUGACAUUAUUCAAGCAGAUGAGCAACUCUCGGUGGAGUUGUGGGACAGCGACAGAUCCUCUGCUGACGAUGUUGUGGGCAAGGUCGAGCUCAGCAUUCAAGAGCUCAUCAACCACCCAGGAAAGGUCUUCCCUCAAGUUUCGAAACUCAAAGGAAUGGGUGCAGACAGCAGCAUGCCGGGUGAGCUGCACUGGGAAGUGGGAUUCUUCGGCAAAACGCUCUUCCGCAAAGCUUUGCGAACCGAUGAGAACAAUCCGAACUUGCCGGAUGAGAUCAAGAACAAGCCUGAUUCCCCAGAAACCCAGAACGCUGUGCCCCAGAAUGCCGAAGCUGAAGCAGCUCUGCACACACCACCUGACCCACUUUGGCCCUCUGGUAUUCUAAGUGUUGUCGUGCACCAAAUUGUCGGCCUCGAGCUGGCCAAUGUUCAAGGCUCAGAUGGCAACCGCAAAGGCAAAGAAUACGAACCAGCUCGCCCCGAGGCUGGUGAAGUAAAGGAGGCUGAAAACAAGAAGCUGCCAAGCUCCUACUGCACUAUUCUCAUCAACGACGACUUGGCUUACAAGACCCGCACCAAGGUUGUCUCCUCGCAACCCAUCUUCAAUGCGGGCACUGAAAAGUUCAUCCGCGACUGGCGUUCGUCGAUCGUCACCGUUGCUGUUCGCGAUGCUCGCCACCGACAACACGACCCGCUCAUUGGUGUUAUCCCUCUCAAGGUCUCGGAUGUCCUGCAAACCAGCAGCGAAGUCACACGAUGGUAUCCCCUCGACGGCGGCAUUGGCUUCGGCCGCGCCCGCAUCUCGCUUUUGUUCAAGUCUGUGGAGCUGCGCCUCCCACCCCCCGAGAUGGGUUGGGAUAUUGGCACGUUCGAGUUUACGUCCGACAAGAUUGAGACAGUAGGCUGGGCGCCAGCCUCCAAGGCUAAGCUGCGCCUCCGUACCGGUGGCUCGACGGCCAGCGUCAAACGCUCGUGCUCAGCCAAAGAGGACGACAGCAUGACAUUCGACGUGAGCGGCAACGGCCACAGCCAAGAAAUCCGACUGCCCGUUCGUCACCGCUACAGGUCCCCUGUAUUCCUCGAGUUCAACCCCGUUGGCAAGAGGCAUUCGGAAGCGUAUGCUGCUGUCUGGCUGAAAGACCUGAAGGAUAGCGACGAGCAAGACUUUGAUGUGCCGCUGUGGAAAUGCAACAAUUCCCUCCGUCUUUCGCAAAAUUAUAUUACUGAAGAGAACUUCAGAGAUGUUCCCGAUAUCGACAUUGAAGAAAUUGGCCGCGUCAAGUUCCGGGGCCGCUUUUCGCCUGGUACUGACUCUGACCACAUUCGCUUCGUCAGUGACAACGACUCGCGGGAGACGAUUGAGGCCUGGGAAGCUUGUUAUGCCGAAGGUGUUCGUGAAAAGGAAGUCAAGGCUGAAGUGCCACCGCUGACCAAGGAGCUUCACGACAACUCCUUGACGCAAGGCCGCGAUGUUCUGGCGCAGGCUAAUGAGGGCGAGCGCAAGAGGUGGUUGGCCAAGGACGGCACCGACUGGAGUCAGGCUUUCGGCGAAGACCCUACUCAAGCCAUGGCUGGUAGCAAGAGCGUCAACGGCACUGACGACGAAGAUGACGACGAGAAUGACUCUGACAGCGAUGGCGAGACCAGUGGCAGCUCCCGUCCCGUAACCGGCGUGUCGGCCGGGACCUCGGACGUGCAUCCCACUACAGCAGCGGGGAGCAGCUCGAUGAAUGCCGUUGACGGCCGCGUAUCGCUCGAGACCACCGCGACGGCCGCCACGGGCGCGAGCGACACGUCCAAGAAGAGCCACGGGCCGAUCUCGGCGCUCAAGGAAUACCGCGAGAACAGCCGCGACUUGCACCGCAAGCAGCGUGGGCUGAUGCAGUGGCGGCCGAUGCGCAAUAUCCAGUUUGCCAAGGACGAGGCUAAAUAUCUCGCACGCAAAGUGAAGAACAUAACCGCGCUGGACGGCCGCAAGCCAGACGUGGAAACGGAAGUUUAA
This is a messenger RNA of Akanthomyces muscarius, 3642 nucleotides long. RefSeq lists its product as uncharacterized. The record is from RefSeq and is a predicted model, not a curated record. Lineage: Eukaryota; Fungi; Ascomycota; Sordariomycetes; Hypocreales; Cordycipitaceae. The transcript is spliced from 3 exons. Gene Ontology annotation, molecular function: lipid binding. The coding region runs from base 1 to 3642 and encodes 1213 amino acids.